Procambarus clarkii (red swamp crayfish) is the source of this 7622-nucleotide messenger RNA. The record is from RefSeq and is a predicted model, not a curated record. Lineage: Eukaryota; Metazoa; Arthropoda; Malacostraca; Decapoda; Cambaridae.
CGACGGUGAGACUACUGUUGGUACUUUCUCACGGCAGCUGUUCUAUAAUUUGCAGUGAACGCAAGUGUGUGUUACACUGUGAACAGUGAAGUGGUCCGUCAGUGCGUUAAGAAAUGGCGAUACAUUAAUAUGACAGAAUAGACCAAGCUGUGAAGAGAUCAAGGGAGUGAAUGAUCGUCACUCAGAAGUGUGUCCUAAUGCAUGGUGAAGUUACGGCCUGUAGACGGCUCGGGUGUGGACGCUUGUCAGUCAAAACUGCGCUCAGCUGACACACAGCCACGCCAGCGCGCACCUAAUGUACGCCCCCGCGCGCAGUCACAUGUCCUACUUGCACACACACACCCGUCUAAUGUAUGCUCGCGCCAAAACUCUGCUGAUGUAUACUCCCGUCUACAGACAGAUGACAGAUACCUACAGAUACAGUGCGCUGCUAUACGCUCUCGCGUGCUGUCAACCAAUGCACGCCCUUUCCUACAUUCAAGGGGUACACCUGUACAUUUACAGUCAGGUGGGCUUAAUACUCACCUGGCCCUACAGGCAGCUGAUAGCUGUCAACACCAUUCUACAGUAUCCACCCGUCCAUCAUUUCCCGCCCACCAAGAAGUGUCCUGGGACCCCAACACGCACGUGUACGCCACAAGCACGUGCGCAGGCGUGUCUAGGGGAGCGACACAGAGUGAUGCACGCCAGCAAGGGGUCCCUCUCGCCAGAACAAGUGAGGUCCGUGUGGAAGGCAUCCGGAAAGCGGCGUGUGACGGCUGUGUUUGGGACACAGCAAGUAACAGGCACGAGGCCAAGAGUGACUCUCGGAGUGAAGGAAAUGGUGGUGUAGUAGGCUCCUCCUCGUCAUCGUGGCUGUCGUCGGACGCCCUGUGCCUCUUGUUCUGCUGCAGGAGGGAGCCCCGGGAGGACGACGACGAGGAGGCGGCAGACAAGGAAGGUGCUACUGCCUUGACCGUAUACAAGGUGUAUGGCAUGCGAGGAAACCCUCGCCUCUCCCGGGCCGCCCUGCAUUACGAAGAUGAAGACGAGGAAGACGUGAGCGAAUCCGGGGCUGAUGACGUAUCGAACACCCUGAAGGUGCUGACGGCGAAGCUGGAGGACCUGCGCACGUGUCACGAUCUCAUCAUGAAGCACGGGGCGGCCCUGCAGAAGUCCCUGGGCGAGCUGGAGGCCCUCGACAACACCCACGACCUCACCGCCAAGACCAAGACCGUUAACGAGAGAGCCACGCUCUUCAGAAUCUCCUCAAACGCCAUGAUCAACGCUUGUAAUGACUAUGUUGAGGUAAGCAGCACUGCAGGGCGCAAAUGGCAGCGUCUUCUGCAACAUGAACGCGACCAGCGUGUAAGGCUGGAAGAUAUGGUGGAGCAGCUUGCCCGCCAACAUUCCCAUCUUGAGCAGGAGGCCAAGGAACAGAUGAGCCAAGCCAUGCCACCUGGGCACAGUCACAGUGAGGAUGAGGAGGAGAAUGAGUUUGAGGAUGCAGUUGAAGAGCUAGCAGAAAACUUUAUUGUGCAUGUAAAUACUAGCCAAGCACACAAAAGGUCUAAUUCCAAUGUUUCUCAGGCAUCGGAGGGUCAAGGUGUAGGGGACACAGUGUCAGCAUCCAGCAGUGAAGGCGACGGUCAGGACAACACAGUCCAAGUCAUCAUGAGAAAAGACAACAAUACGGAUAGUAGCUAUAGUUUAAGUGAAGAAAUGGCAAGCCUGAAUGGGUCUCAAGCCACCACACCAACAGAAGAAAUGAAGCAAGCUAAUGGGCGACCAAAGCGUCAGCGUCGAUGCCGCGUUCCAGAUAAACCAAAUCAUCCUAUUAAUCUAUGGUCUAUUAUGAAAAAUUGCAUAGGAAAAGAACUUUCUAAAAUUCCAAUGCCAGUGAACUUUAGUGAGCCUUUAUCCUUCUUGCAACGAUUAACGGAAGAUUUUGAAUACACGGAUAUUUUGGAUAGAGCAGCUCAGACAGAGGACACGUGUGAACAGCUGUCAUUGGUUGCUGCUUUUACAGUUUCUUCUUAUGCUACAACAGCUGAAAGAACAGCAAAACCUUUCAACCCUCUUCUUGGUGAAACCUAUGAAUGUGACCGCACAGAUGAUCUUGGCUGGAGAGCAAUCAGUGAACAGGUGUCUCAUCAUCCGCCCAUUGUGGCGCAAUAUGUGGAAGGCUGUAGUGGUUGGAGAAGCUGGCAGGAGUUCUCCAUGUCAUCUAAAUUCCGUGGCAAGUAUCUCCAGAUCAUCCCCCUCGGCAUCGCACAUCUCCAUUUUGAUCACAGCGGUAAUCACUACACUUGGAGGAAGGUGUCCACAACUGUUCACAAUAUGAUUGUUGGGAAGUUGUGGUUAGACAACCACGGAGAAAUGGAGAUUAUUAACCACAAAACUGGAGACAAGUGUUGCCUUAAGUUCAUUCCUUAUUCUUAUUUUUCUCGAGAAACUCCAAAGAAGGUUACUGGUUAUGUAGUAGACAGUGAUGGUACUUUUAAAUGGUUCAUAACGGGCAUGUGGGAUGAGAAGAUUGAAGCAUGUCGUGUAACUUCUCAGUCUAUGAGGGCUGGCAAGCCAGUAUAUGAAACUGGUCCUCCUAAAGUUCUCUGGAAAAGGAAUGCAGUUGAUCCUGAAGCAGAAAGAUACUAUAACUUUACUGAGCUGGCAUGCCAGCUGAAUGAGCCAGAGGAAAAUGUGGCCCCUUCAGAUUCUCGGAACAGACCUGACCAAAGGUUAAUGGAAGAAGGUAGAUGGGAAGAAGCAAACUUGGAGAAACUUAGAUUAGAAGAGAAACAGCGAGCAACUCGGCGCAAACGAGAAGCAGAAGCAGAACAGGCAACUGCUGAAGGCCGAGAUUAUCCAGCUUAUAGUCCAACAUGGUUCAGAAAGGAAACUGAUGAAGCAACCGGAGCACUUAUCUUUAGAUACACCCACGAGUACUGGGACUGCAAGGAACGUCAGGAUUGGUCCAGAUGCCCAGAUAUCUUCUAGUACCCAAAUACCUUUUAGUACCUGCCUUAUUACCUACCACCUAUUUAUCACCUGCCAAAUCAAUGAUGGCCCUCUACAGGCAGUGUUGUCCAGUACAUCAGGAAAGUUCCAAUAUGAUUUGGAGCUACAUUGAUGGAAAAGUCUAUUUUCUUGGUUACUACAGUGUCAUACAACAUGAUUGUUCCAUUUCGUCACAGCUUGGUCCCUAAACUCGUAUGUGAUAUACUGUAUGUAACAAGUCAUGUAUUCAAAUAAAUUUGUGAAAGUCUGUACACUCACAAGCUCAACCUCUCUAAGGCCUCAUUGUUGAAAGAGAUUUUGAGUUGUAAUGGCAAAUACUUUGAAGAUGUGCAGAGCCCAUAGUAAAUCUCAUGUUCGCUGUAACAGUGAUAUAUCUACUCAAUAUCAAGGACUCGGAAUUACCUUCUAAGGCUCUAGGUGCUAAUGCUCAUGUGUUUUAACUGCAGUCUUGAGGUACUUUUGAUCCUAUUAAUAUGGCAAUUUUUAUGGUGUUAAAAGUUCAAUUGGCAGAAAUUAAAUUACAGAGGUGCCAGUAUACUGAUCCAGCUGUGAACCGAACAUUACUAGUAAACAUAGUUUGAUUUGAGCACCAAGUUUUGUAGUUAUAAUGUGUUCUCUGUUCUUAAUGCAUAUUUUAUGGUCUCAGCUAUUACUUUGUUUAGUUAAUGAAAUUUAUAAUUUCUCAAAGUUAUGGGGCUUGUGCAAACUCUUGUAGUGGUCAAUUUCCCAUUGUACAGUUAUAUUUUCACUAGUAUUCCCACUUCUAGUGAAGAAAACCUUUGCUAAAAUAUAUUGUUAAAAUGAUUUAUCUUCCAUGGAUAUAGUAUAUUCACUGGAAAUGCUGUCCUUUAUUUCAUUAGCUAAUACUGUAAUGCCAGCUAUUGAAUAAUCUGAAAAUAAUUAUGUUCUUAUUAAAUUGUAGAUGUGCAAGAGGCUGACUAAACUGUUUCUUGUAUUCCUACCACAGCCUAAAGAACAUUUUGUGACCGAAAUUGAUAUUUGGUCACUAAAAGUAAUAACAUAGUCACUAGCCAGUCAUUCUUUAGUGAAAAACAAUUCGUAGUUCAUUGUAGGGCACCCAACACAUUGAAAUAUUUAGUUACAUGAUCAUAAAUUAGUGUGCUGUGAAAUUGUCAAAAUUGUUAAACAUUGUAAAAACUCUGGAAUACAUGUAGAAGUAAAUGUCAUGAGUUUUUUCUUGUUAAGUGAAGACAUUGUUAAUUUAUGACAAUACUUUAAUAGUUCAAACAGUAAUAACUGCAAGCACAUUCAUUUUCAUUAACAAAUAAUAUUAAAUAUCUGCAGAUAGUUCACUAGCAAUUUCCAUUACCAUACUUUGAUGUGCUUUAAAAAUUUUGAAAUAGGCAGUAGAUAAGAGUGUGACCAUGCAAGUACUGUAUUGCAAAUAGUACCUAACUCUUCCAAAUACAGUAUACUGUAUAUAUUUUUUGUUUUUAUUCACAACAACUCAACGUAGACAGAAUAUAUGUCCAUAAUGCAGGUAAUGCGUCCCAUAACACACAUUCUGUACUUAACAAAGGUAAUAAUGUAAUCAUCUCUUUUUACAUACUGAUGAUUUUCACUUUAUUUUUAGAGUUGUUACUUGUUUGCAUGUAUAUUUAGAAUAUAUUUUUGGAUUCCCUUGUGUAAAUUUCCUAUUUGUCACUAGAGAUAACAACUGGAAUCUGCAUAAAUUUAUAUGUAUAUACAGUAUGAUAUGCACUUAUAAUAUAUUUGCCACUUCCUAUAGGCCAGUCUGCUGCAUUCACUUAUUUUGAGGUGUGGAUUAUUGUUAGGCAUCCCUAUCAGGGGAGACUUUAUUUACAAUUAUUUUAUUAUAUUUUUGGGCAUUUUUUGCAUAAAUAUAAAAUAUAUAUUAAAUGCCAGAUUGUAAAAUAAAUCGUUGUCCAUGUGGUGUGGUUUAUGACAUUUGUUUCAAGACUACUGUAGUAUGGAGUGAAAAUUAAACAUGGCAUCUUGUAUUAUGUUAGUUAUAUCAUUGAAAUAUCUACGACAUGUCUUUAACUGACCUCUAUUUUAAGUGUUAUUUUAGACUUGUAUUGCAGUACAAAAUUUUUGAAAAAUAAUGUUCAGAAUUAGAGUAAAGACUAAAAUUCAUAAAGUGCACUGAACUGGCAAUUGUAAAUUAAAAGAAUAUUAAACAUAAAAAAAAGUGUUCAGAUUAUUGCAUCUUGUUCAGCUACUCCUUAUAUUUGUUAUAUAUUUAAUAUCAAAUGUAUUGAUGGGUAAUUGGACAUAUUAACAUUUAAAUUACAUUAUAUCUAGAUAUUAACAUCUAUUUGGGGUUUUAACUCAAGACCCAGCAGCUUCAUUCACAUAUGUUGAAGGAGUUUGUGUAUGUGUAGGCUUUGUCAUCAUGAGUGAGAUGUUAUCAACUACUGGCAAUAGAAAACUGAAAUUUUUGAAGCAUGGAAGGUUUGUAAUACAUUAAAUAAGCAUAGAAAGAGUAAUUAAAAUAUUAAUUUCUAUACUUUUUAAUAUACUUCAUUCACACCAAAAUAUUUACUGAACUAAAUUUUUAAUAAUUUUGUUUUCUCUUAAGUUUAACCCUUUAACCAGCUUAGUUGUGAAUAAUAUCAUUUACUUCGUGUGUGUUUCAGUUGAGAAAUUUUAUGUAUUGUUAAAAUUAAAUUUUGUAUAUUAUCAAAUGGAAAUGUCUCCCGAGUCAUCAAGACGUUUACAACGUUUUUCGUUAUACGAAAAUCUAAUUUUCUAUACUGGUAUAUUGGUUUGUUAUUGCAGUACAUAAGAGCCUGAAUCUGAGAGCAACAUAGUGAUUGUUGAUCCCUUGUAUGUGGCCAGCCGUCCCUGCUCCCACACGUGUUGCCAGCCAAACUCCAGUGGGUCACCACAAGAUAAUGCUAUCCUCAACCUCCAUAAGUUCAUUUUUUAUUUUUCGUACUUGAACCUUAUGAGGAGCAUAGAUUACAAAUUAUCUUCCAUGGAACCUCUAAAAGUUGCAAUUCAUCUCUGCAACUUCCUCAUAAAAUAUUUUGUUGUAUAUUUUAGGAUUUAAAAAUGGCAAGAUUAUUAUUCAUACUCUUAUGAUUUUUAAUUUAAUAACUGCUCAAAGAAGCUCCUGGCUUCAUCUUAAGUUACUUUUACAGAAAUUUCAGUGUUUAUAAUAUAUUUUUGUCAACAAAUAAAUGAAGCCAAUACGUGUGCUUCAUGUGAUGGUAUUAGUUACUUUGUUGUAUGUAGGCUAAUGUAUCUAUUAAGCUUGGUCAUGAAUUAAAUACAAGUGAAUUCCAAGUUGGAUGUAUUAGGAUAACACACUUGAGUUUUCAUUCACUGAGCUCCAUAUUCAAAUACUUGGAGUUAUUACUGUAAAUAUUUAUUGUUUUGGGAAAAUGGUUUUCCCCAGGAGGACGUGAGUGUGUGUGGUGCUGUGUGAGGGCACGUUGCAUUUUACCCAGUUACAUCUCUGGAUUUGUAAAACAUUCUCAGCUGUUAGAUAUUCUAACAGUUAAUAUCUUUUCAUUGUAAGAUGAUGUGUGUGAAUUACCAAGUCAAUGCUGUUGAUGCCAACUGAAGAUGUUGCCAAUCUUGACUGAAGGUAAGAGAAAUUGCAGAGAACAUUGAGAAAAAUACAUAAAUUUUAUUAAAUUUGUAUCUAAUUUUCUGUUGGGGGAUCAUUCAGGUCCAUAUAGUGCUGCAUUCAUUGCACCCUUCUACCAACUUAAAUAAUGUUCUCAAAUAUCAGAUAAUGUUGAGAACAACCAUUUUAACACAUUUUCUUUUUAUGAGAAUCAUUGUGUCACUUUUCUGGUAUAAAAUGGUUUUAAAAGUACAUUAGAAUGAUUGCCCUUGCCAGGAAAUAGUUUGCCUGCUUGUGAUAAAACUGAAGACGUAGAAAAUUAGAGCAGCCAAGAGCCCUUUUAGGGCAGAAUAGAGAAGGUGACUGCUCUGGGUUAAAGAGAAUAGAGCAGCCAUCAGCUCGUAGAAAUAAUAGUACACCUUGUUUAGGGACUUCAUCUGUACAUAUUCCCAUGAUAGGGGUGUAUGGUGACCAAUGUUACAGUUCAACCUUAUUAACUCUGCACUCCUCUGCUUUAUUUAAGGAUCUAAUUGGUUAUCACCAACCAUAAUGAAACCAAUUGCCAGAUAUGUAUCUGGUGGUCCAGAAUAAGGCUGUCAUACAUGACAUAGGCUCAGAAUUAAUGAGGAUGAACUGCAGUGUUAGACUAAUAGUUUAUUGUUUGAAUGAGAUGAUUGAAGAUACUGUUGUUGAAGCUUUAUAUGAGGAGAUCUGUCUCCUAUUAUUUUAAAGUCUGGCUUUACAUGAACUUUAUAAAUAAAAAGAGUGAUUGGCAAUUUUUAGGUACAGUCCUUUGAUUUUAGUGUUAAAAAGAAAUUAGCACAUACAAUUUCCUUAAUGAUCAGUUCAAUGCCAAAUAUUAGACAUCAAAUAAUGGCAGUUGUAGUUCCAGCAGCAAUAUUUAAUUGCAAGUGGAUAUUGCCUCAGUCAGAGAUCUCUUGUUGAAAGAGAAUAUUAAAGAUUUAUUAUUAGCACAUUAUUCUUACAUAUAUUAUUUGUAUAAUGCAUCAAUUGCUUUUGUGAUAUACAAGAAAAAAAUAAAAUGGGAGCUAGUAUUUAUGGAUAA